CCCACCCACCGCUCGCGCCCAAGGUUCCUAAAAAGGAAAGGUGCAAAACUUGGUCCAGGAUAAGACACGAUCAAAAAGCCAGGCCAUACUUCCUGUUGCCGAGACCUUAUAUAACACGUCAUGACCGCCCCGGCUGCAGAGACGCACCUAGCGCUGGCCCGGCCGCCGCCUCCGCCGCCCGCCCGCCGCCCCAGGUUUCCCCGAGGACCGCGAUGAGCUGGUGGCUGUGCUGCGCGCUCGUGUUCUUGGACAUCUCCAUUAAAUGGACCACCCAGGAAACCUUCCCUCCAAAAUACCUUCAUUAUGACCCAGACAGCGGUCGUCAGCUCAUGUGUGAAAAAUGUUCCCCCGGCACCUACCUAAAACAGCACUGCACAGCAAGAGGGAAUACACUGUGCCUGCCUUGCCCUGAGCACUCCUACACAGACAGCUGGCACACCAGUGAUGAGUGUGUGUACUGCAGCCCAGUGUGCAAGGAGCUGCAGCACACGAAGCAGGAGUGCAAUCGCACGCACAACCGUGUGUGCGAGUGUGAGGCGGGGCGCUACCUGGAGCUGGAGUUCUGCUUGAAGCACCGGAGCUGUCCCCCUGGGUUGGGAGUGGCACAGGCUGGAACCCCAGAGCGAAAUACAGUUUGCAAACGAUGUCCAGAUGGAUUCUUCUCAAAUGAGACUUCUUCAAAAGCCCCCUGUAGGAAACACACAAACUGCAGUUUCCUCGGCCUCUUGUUAACUCAAAAAGGAAAUUCAACACAUGACAAUGUAUGUUCUGGAAACCGGGAAUCAACACAAAAAUGUGGAAUAGAUGUCACCCUUUGUGAGGAGGCUUUCUUCAGGUUCGCUCUUCCUACCAAAUUUACACCUAAUUGGCUCAAUGUUCUGGUGGACAAUUUGCCUGGGACUAAAGUAAAAGCAGAGAGUGUGGAGAGGAUUAAACGGCGACACAGCUCACAAGAACAGACGUUCCAGCUGCUGAAGUUAUGGAAGCAUCAAAACAAAGAUCAAGAUAUGGUGAAGAAGAUCAUCCAAGAUAUUGACCUCUGUGAAAACAGUGUGCAGCGACACAUGGGACAUGCAAACCUUACCUAUGAGCAGCUCCUCGGCUUGAUGGAGAGCUUACCUGGGAAGAAAGUCAGUACAGAAGACAUCGAAAGGACAAGGAAGACAUGCAGAGCAAACGAGCAGCUCCUGAAGCUGCUCAGCUUGUGGAGAAUCAAGAACGGUGACCAGGACACCCUGAAGGGCUUGAUGCAUGCUCUCAAGCACUUGAAAACAUACCACUUCCCCAAAACCGUCACUCACAGUCUGAGGAAGACCAUCAGGUUUCUGCACAGCUUCACCAUGUACCGAUUGUAUCAGAAGCUCUUUUUAGAGAUGAUAGGGAACCAGGUCCAGUCAGUCAAAAUAAGCUGCUUAUAACCAGACGUGGUCACUGGGCUGUUUCUUCGUGAUGGUCCAGGCCUGAGGGAGGAGCAGACUGCCCCUCAUGCACUCGAGGGGGUACAGUAAUCUCUCUCUCAUCAACCACGACUGACUUUGCUUCACGGCACUCAAAGAAACUAGAAUGUGGAGAACUAGUAUCUCCCACAAAGUUCAAUACAUCCCCAAUAACUUAUCCAGCUGUAAGUUCUGGCCCAGUAUCUACUGACUGUAUUUUUUUUCUUGUUACUGCUUGCAGGAAUUCAACUGGAAAUAUUAAUAACAAAAUCUAGAGUCCAUUGUAUCUUUCCAAAUAUGGGAAUGUCUAACAUAUAUAGCUUUGGGAUUUCAGCUGUGCUAUAGGCUUUUAUUAGAAAGUCAUGUUUUUUUCUGUAAACGUUACUAAUAUAUCUGUAACACUGUUGCAGUAUUGCUAUUUAUAUUCAUUCAGACAUAAGAUUUGUACAUAUUAUCAUCCUAGAGAGAAAUGGUCUAAGACUUAAUUUUAGAAAGAAAAAAAUAUUGUUUAUUAUGACAAAUGAAAGAUGUAAAGUAUAUUUUUAAUAGAAAGUUUGUAGGAUUUUAUAUUUGGUUCUGCCACUUUUCCUGUGUGGAAUGUUUUUAUAAUAUAAUUUUAUCUGUAUACGCUGUAAUAUCAUUUUAUAGAAAAUGCAUUAUGUAGUCAAUUGUUUAAUGUUGGAAAGUGUAUGAACUAUAAAUUAUCUGAAUACUAGAUGCUCUGAGAAAUUGAAUGUACUUUAUUUAAAAGAUUUUUAUGGUCUUACUGUAUAAAUAACAUCAUUAAAGUUUUCAAAUUAUUUUUCA
Jaculus jaculus (lesser Egyptian jerboa) is the source of this 2243-nucleotide messenger RNA. RefSeq names its product TNF receptor superfamily member 11b (gene Tnfrsf11b). Gene Ontology annotation, molecular function: protein binding. Gene Ontology annotation, biological process: signal transduction. Bases 213 to 1418 code for a protein of 401 amino acids. NCBI's taxonomy places the organism in Eukaryota, Metazoa, Chordata, Mammalia, Rodentia, Dipodidae. The record is from RefSeq and is a predicted model, not a curated record. The transcript is spliced from 5 exons.